AUGAGUCAGCCUGAACCUGAACCGUGGCUAGAGGAGGACGAUGAUAUGCAUGACAAUAAUGUAGGUGAUUUGGAGGCAUAUUGUGAGCAAGAGGAUAUGGACCGUGAAAUCCCAUUUAACCGAGUAUUUGCAUCGAAUUCGGAUGAAGAUGGUCCGGAGGAAGAAGUUGAUGAGGAUGGGUUGACAGCCAAAGAAGCUAACGCUUUCAAGGUUGCAAAUGGCCGGGAUCCAAGUAUACCAUUUUUUCAUGAUGUUAGCCUGGCGGAUCAGGCCGUGGUUGACGGUGGCGAAGGGUUCGUGCUUGGACCUAGGCCAAGUUCCCAUCGGGCUGUGACACAAAGACGGUAUGGCAUUAAGGCUGGUUUGAGGUUCCGAACAUUGCUGGAAUUUAAGAUGUGGAUAAAGGAGUUCUCCGUCAAGCACCAUCGACCGUACAAGGUUGUCCACUCUAACAACAAGAUUCGAUACACGGUUAAGUGUACCGAAGAUCGUUGUCCAUGGAUUGUCCGUGCAAGGCCAUGUAAACUAGGGUCCGAAUGGUACAUCGUGAGUUGUUGUGCUACUCACUUGUGCGAUGGUAAGAACAUAUAUGAACCUAUGGUGAAGAACGAUCAUAGACAGUUGACCUCAGAAUUCAUCGCUUAUAGGCUUUCUAAUUCCAUCAAGUCACUUCCAAUAAUGCCCAUUAAGUCGGUCAUGGAGCUUGUCUAUACUCUCUUCCAUUACCGGGUGAAGUAUGGGAAGGUAUGGAAGGCGAAGCAAGCCGCAUUCAAGAUGUUGUAUGGUGACUGGGAGGAAGCCUACAACCGUCUCCCAAGGUUGUUGGGUGCUAUGGCGCAUACAAACCCGGGCAUGGUUCAUGUGGUCGAGCCUUUUGGCCAACGAAAAAGGACUUACAAAGGUGCAACCGUGCGGAUUUUUGGCCGUGCUUUCUGGGCUUUUGAACGGUGCAUACAGGCUUUCCAGCACUGCAGGCCGGUGAUAUCCGUGGAUGGCACCUUCUUGACCGGCCAAUUCAAGGGCACAAUGUUGGUGGCAAUAAGUUGUGAUGCGAACAGCCGGUUGUUGCCUUUAGCUUUUUCAUUGGUUUUAGCAGAGAACAACGAUAAUUGGGCAUGGUUCAUGGGUCUGCUUAGAUCGAAAGUUAUACUGCCGCAAAGGGAAGUAUGUGUCAUAUCCGAUCGCCAUCAAGGAAUUUUGAACGCGGUGGAGGUUGACAUUCCUGGCCAUGCUCGAUUGCACCAUCGAUGGUGCAUGCGGCAUUUUUGUGCCAACUUCUUUAGAGCAUGUAGGAACAAGGAAUUGACGGACCUUCUUCAAGAAUCUUGCAAGGCUUACUCCGAUCGGCGUUUCUCAAACUUGAUAAACGCACUGCUGGCUUCACGGGACCUCAGCGAGGGGGGCAUGAAUUCCUGA
Molecule: messenger RNA, 1416 nt
Organism: Brachypodium distachyon (stiff brome)
Lineage: Eukaryota; Viridiplantae; Streptophyta; Magnoliopsida; Poales; Poaceae
Exons: 1
Coding region: 1-1416 (471 amino acids)
Source: RefSeq, a predicted model, not a curated record